Messenger RNA from Dictyostelium discoideum AX4, 429 nucleotides. It is a transcript of the gene mrpl27, whose product is annotated as ribosomal protein L27, mitochondrial. The coding region runs from base 1 to 429 and encodes 142 amino acids. The transcript is spliced from 2 exons. Lineage: Eukaryota; Evosea; Eumycetozoa; Dictyosteliales; Dictyosteliaceae. The record is from RefSeq and is a predicted model, not a curated record. Gene Ontology annotation, biological process: translation. Gene Ontology annotation, molecular function: structural constituent of ribosome. Gene Ontology annotation, cellular component: mitochondrion; ribosome.
AUGUCAUUCUUUAGAGGCACAUUCAGCACAUCAAGCCUUUUUAUAAAUACAGUUGAUAGUGUUACAAAAAGAUUUGCAACCAAGAAAUCAGCAGGUUCAACUAAAAAUGGUAGAACAUCACAACCAAAGAAUUUAGGUCUCAAAAAAUCAGGUAAUCAAUUAGUUUAUCCAGGUGAAAUUAUCAUAAGACAAAGAGGUACCGAAUUUCAUCCAGGUACAUUUGUUGGUAUGGGUAAAGAUCAUACUAUUUUUUCAAAAACAAUUGGUUUAGUUAGUUUCUCAAAAGAACCAAAAUUCCCAGGUUCAAAAAAAACUCGUAGAUUCAUUUCUGUAGCUCCUUUAUAUACCAACAAUAUCAAUAUCAAUACCAAUAUCGAUACCAGUAUUGAUACCAAUGUCAAUAAUAAUAAUAGUAAUAUAAAUAUUUAA